This is a messenger RNA of Calidris pugnax (ruff), 2977 nucleotides long. RefSeq names its product G protein-coupled receptor 55 (gene GPR55). Bases 301 to 1335 code for a protein of 344 amino acids. Lineage: Eukaryota; Metazoa; Chordata; Aves; Charadriiformes; Scolopacidae. Gene Ontology annotation, molecular function: G protein-coupled receptor activity. Gene Ontology annotation, biological process: phospholipase C-activating G protein-coupled receptor signaling pathway; positive regulation of Rho protein signal transduction. The transcript has 3 exons. Gene Ontology annotation, cellular component: membrane. The record is from RefSeq and is a predicted model, not a curated record.
UGCUCUUGUGCUUUAUAGAACUUGGACUGAAGCAAUGCUGCUGAUCUACCUGCUGGGGUACAGAACUUGUCUGAAACAAUUCUAGAGCAGCAGGCAAUUCCUUCAGGAAAUUCUUGGAGUUCAGAGGAAUUUUCAGAAGACUGGAAAAGAGCUAAGGUGGUGCCUGUCUCUUUAGAGAGAGUGGAAAAGGAGGAGUUGGGAAAUGGUACAUCACUAAGCCUGGCUUCGGUAUUUGGAAAAAUAUUGGAAUCACCCACUGCAGCAUCUCUUUGUAAUCACCCAGAAGACAACACAGCGACAAUGAACAACAUUUCGGCAGAAAUGAACAACAGCAGCAUGGAAUGCAAUUUUACAGACAUCGACAGAUUAGCAAAUACCUUGCGGUUGGGGAUCUCCAUCCCCACCUUCAUUCUCGGGCUGGUUCUCAAUGCCCUGGCCCUCUACGUGUUCUGCUGUUUUUGGAAGAAACAGACGAAAACCUCAGUUUACAUGAUCAAUCUCGCAUUUGCAGAUAUCUUGCUUCUUCUCUCGCUCCUGCUCAAAUUGCACUACUCUUACACAGAAGCGCCCGAACUCCUGUGCUCAUUCAUACAGUCUCUCUAUUUUGUCAACAUGUACGGCAGCAUCUUCAUCAUUGUCUGCAUUACGGUCGACAGAUAUAUCUGCAUAAGGCACCCAUUCGAAGGUCGAGCUAACCGGUCCACCAAAUGGGCUGUCUUCAAUUGCUGUGUCAUCUGGGUAGUAGCUGGGGUUUGCAGCAUCCCAAUGUAUGUUUCUCAGAAGAAAAAUCGUUUGAAAUGCUUUCACAACAUGUCACAAGAUGUUGCAUGGAACCCCUUCUACAUUGUUUGUGUGGAAAUCUUUGGAUUUCUGAUCCCACUCGCAGUGAUGGUUUUCUGCUCUGUCCAAAACAUCCUGAUUCUUCUGAAUCACAAAAAUCAAGCUGAAAAGAAGGUAGAAGGCAGUGGCUCCUUACGAGUCAUUAUCAUCAACCUUGUGGUGUUUUUGGUGUGCUUCACACCUAUCCACUUUGCAAUCUGCCUACAAUGCCUGGUAAGACAUGGAGUGAUAGAGAACUGCAGUCUGAAACAAAGCAUCAGCCUCUUCAUUCAGGUGUCAAUGAUAUUAGCCAACCUGAACUGCUGCCUGGAUGCCAUCUUUUAUUACUUUGCUGCAAAAGAGCUUUGUGAGAAAACACACCUGAAAAAGGUUAUUGAACGAUGUCCCAUCUUUAAGCCUCGUGCCACACAAUGGGACUGCCUGUGGUGGAAGAAUGCCUCUUCCUCGACUUCCUCUCCCACUUGCCUCAUAGGACACCAAGAGCAUCAUCCCUGACAUAGCACUAGGGUCACCUUGACCACAGCAGGGAGGGUGCAGGAGGAAGAAGGACAAUGUUUUUCCAGUGAAUAUGAACUUGUUCCAUACUUUUCUUCCUUUUAAAGAUGAAAGGAGAAAAAUUUCGGAAAAGAACCAGCACUACCAAAAUGACACCAAAAGAAGCAUUAGCCUUGAUGGUAUCUACUAAAUGUGAAAGGCUUGCCAGAGCAAAGCUACCCAGAUCACUGGAAUACCACUUAAAAUGAACCUUUGUCAUUGCUGCACCAGUUUUCCUUUUGUCAACGUCAUCAGAAAGUUGUUGCUAGGGGCCAAACAUAGAAAUAACUAUUCAAAACCUUCUUUUUAACUUAGAAAGUAUCUGAGAGUUAAAAGGCAGUAUCUGGCCGAAAGUCUGACACUGCUCUUUCCUUCUAUAAAUCUUACAGAAAGUUGCUGUCAGAGCUCAUUUGCUUUGAACAAUUUGUCCAUACUGGGUUGAGUCUUCCCUCCUGUAAGCAUUAUACACUGGUUGGAGGUGCUGCACAGGACAGCAGCCCAUGCUCUUUCAUGGAGGACACACUGCUCAGGACACCACCCCAAUGGAGUAUCUUGGGUACCAGCAAUUUCUUGAGCAACAAAUAUUUCUGAUUAUCUUUGCGAAGGAAUCAGCAUGGGUUUGUCCUGCAAUUUUGAAACUGGUUUUGCACGUGAAAACCAAAAGAACUCCUUCAGAUACAGCAUGAAUGACUGUAUGUGAUGAAAUAUAUUUCUACAUCACUGUAUUUCUAUCAAAGAUACAAUGUGACUUAUGUAUGAAAUUCUUCUGCCUGUUAUUCUUAUCCUUUCUUGGAGGGUGGAAGGAAGCCCUGCAUCACAGAAAAAUAAGGAGUGCCUGUUUUGCUCCAAGCUGGAAGACUGGACCAGCUCUAACCCCCUCCUUCCUUAGAGAGAUCCUUUUAGCCCAUACUGUGCACUUCACAAAACGUCUUUCAACGUGCCUCAGCCCUUCUCAGUCUGCACUUCUGGUAUGUCACUGCCCUUAACACCAUUUGAGAGCUUGGAUCUGAGUCUAAACUAAAGGCUUCCUUGUUGCAAUUUAAGCCCACCAUUAUGUUGGUUCAUGCUCCUAGCCAGAAACACUUUCACAUCAAGAAAUCUAUUUCUGUGCCUUUAAAAAAACAAAACUGUAAAAAUGGUCUAAGAAUGCUUGUAAUCAGGUCUUCAUUCUGGGGAAGAUGUUCCCUUUAUUCAAAAGGUGAAAAGAAAUUACCUUCUGUCUGGAGCAAAUUAAAAAGAAAGGGGGGCAGUUUUGAAAAUACAGUUUGCCAUCAAUCGAUUCCCAUAGAAAUGACUGAUUGUGCAAGUGGGCAGCUGCACAUAUCUAAUACUGGGCCUCAUGUACAAGCAUUUUAAAACUUUUCAGUAUUAAAACUAUGACCAUAGCUGAGGCACAGACCGAUCUCAGAGGCAAAGAAAGGUUUUUAUCAUCACCUUCACCAUUAUCUGCAGAGGGGCAAGAGAAAAAGCUUUCCAAAACAGCAGGUUUUCAAAACAUUAUUUGCUACUGCCUCAAUCAUUCAGAAACUUGCAGACUUUUCAAUAUGAGUUAACCUUUCUUUUUUGCACCUUUCACGGUACUUUGCAUAUGAAAUGUGUGAGA